Messenger RNA from Lottia gigantea (owl limpet), 1512 nucleotides. RefSeq lists its product as hypothetical. Gene Ontology annotation, biological process: negative regulation of transcription by RNA polymerase II. Gene Ontology annotation, molecular function: histone deacetylase binding; transcription corepressor activity. Gene Ontology annotation, cellular component: nucleoplasm. Lineage: Eukaryota; Metazoa; Mollusca; Gastropoda; Lottiidae. The record is from RefSeq and is a predicted model, not a curated record. The annotation marks the transcript as partial. The transcript is spliced from 8 exons.
GAUAGAGAUUUUGAUCCUUCAGCUGAUAUGUUAGUACAUGAUUUUGAUGACGAAAGGACUCUAGAAGAAGAAGAAAAUAUGAGUAAUGAUAGCUGCUCUAAUGAAUUGAAUGAUUUAGAAAAGGAAGGGGAGAUGCCAAUAGAAGAUUUAUUAGCUAUCUAUGGUUAUAGUGAUAAUCAAGAUAAUAAUGCUGAUAAUACUAGAUCUAGUAGUGAAGAGGAAAUACUCAGUAAUCAUGAUUUAACAUUAGAUAAAGAUGAAAUAGCUAGAGAUGUAUUAAAAACAAAUAGUGAUGAUGAUGACAAAGAAACCAGUGUGACUGAUUUAUUAGAAAGUGUCUCCUCAUCUCAUACACCUCGACUUCUACGAUUAAGUCAUCACAGUAGACAUCAUGAUGAUGAAGAUGUAUCAGAUUCUGAAGAUGAUGUUGAUUAUCAUCCUAUAGCAGAAGAAGAUUGGAAAAAGACUAUACAAGUAGGUGGAGAUUAUCAGGUAAAAGUACCAGAUGGUUUAAAUAAAUAUGGUGAUGCUCCUGCCUAUGAAAAUGAAGAUCGUUUACUGUGGGAUCCUAGUAAGCUUGAUGGAGAUAAAGAAAAUAUCAUUGAAACUUACCUAACAGAAGUACAGAAAGAUAAUCUACAAUCAGCUACAGGUGUGAACUCUAUACCUACUGGUAUACAUGUUAAAGAUGAUGAACAGGCGUUAUAUUUGUUAUUACAAUGUGGUCAUAAUAUGGAUGAAGCUUUACGGAGAAGAAAGAUGUCAGCUGUCCCUCCAUCAGAUCCAAUGAGUCUGUGGUCAGAAGAAGAAUGUAGAAAUUUUGAAAAUGGUAUUAGAACAUAUGGAAAAAACUUUUAUCUUAUUCAACAAAAUAAGGUGCGGACAAGGUCAGUUGGUGAAUUAGUUCAAUUUUACUAUUUAUGGAAGAAAACUGAACGGCAUGAUGCGUUUGCUAAUAAAACUAGAUUAGAAAAAAGAAAAUAUGCUUUACAUCCAGGUGUUACAGAUUAUAUGGAUAGAUUUUUAGAUGAACAAGAUACAAACACUCCACCUCCCAGAGACCGAUCUGAUAGUCCUACCUUAUCUUCUUUAGUUUACGAUGAUCUUAAAAAACCUCACAUAAAACAAGAAACAGACAAUAAAACUGUGACUCCAUUGAGUCAAACUGACACUAGUCUUCAUUGUUCAUCACCUAAACCAUCUCAUAAUGACUCCUCAACAUCACCAUCUCAAAAACGUUUACAUGAAGAUGAGACUUGUGUAAAUGGAACAUUAGAAAAUGUGAAUAUAAGUAGUGAUCCUUUAGUGAAAAAAGUGAAAACAGAAUCAAAUAAUUGUGAGAUAAAAACACCAAAUUCCGUUUCAGUUUUAGUGAAGAGUCCAAAUAGUGUAACUACUGAAAGUGACAUAGCAGUAGAAGCAUCUAUUGAAAAUAUUACAACUCCUAGUGUGAACUCAGUAUGUGUUUCUGAUAGUGUUCUUCUUAAUAGUCCAGAAUCUGUUUCCCAGUGA